Messenger RNA from Salarias fasciatus (jewelled blenny), 913 nucleotides. RefSeq names its product transmembrane protein 138-like. The transcript is spliced from 4 exons. NCBI's taxonomy places the organism in Eukaryota, Metazoa, Chordata, Actinopteri, Blenniiformes, Blenniidae. The record is from RefSeq and is a predicted model, not a curated record. Gene Ontology annotation, cellular component: cilium. The coding region runs from base 291 to 605 and encodes 104 amino acids.
CCGUCACAGCUGCCGUGCAGGGAUUUCUAUGUAGUGUGCGUGUGUGAGUGUGCACUGCAGCCUUGGAUCCGCCGAGGAACCACAGUCCGCCCGGGCGUCUGGCCUUCGGGCCGGAGACGCUCCAGACCAGCAACUACUCCCUGGUGCUGCUGAUCCAGCUCAGCCUGCUGUCCUUCGAUCUGUUCGUCAACUCCUUCAGCGAGCUGCUGAGGACGGAGCCGGCCGUCCAGCUCGUUCUCUUCAUCAUCCAGGACAUUUCCAUCCUCUUUAACCUGAUCAUCAUUCUGUUGAUGCUGUUCAACACCUACGUGUUCCAGGUUGGCCUGGUUGCCAUAUUGCUGGAGCGGUUUAGAUCCCUGCUAAUGCUCUCUGCUCUCUACCUGACCUUCAGUAUCAUACUCCACUCCUGGCUUGUGAAUCUUCGCUGGCUGAAUUCCAAUAGAUUUAUUUGGACGGACGGUCUUCAGACUCUGUUUGUGCUCCAAAGAUCUGCUUCAGUUUUGUACUACUACUUCUACAAGCGGACCUCGGAGUACCUGGGUGACCCUCGCCUGUACGAGGACUCGCCGUGGCUCCGAGACGCCUUCGCUCGUAGCCGUCAGUGAUCAGGAGGGUCUCAAGCGAUGUGACCGAGGCAGCAUCGUGACAAAACGCCCAUAUAGUGUACGUUACAACCAUAACACGUGGAGCUGAAACAAUGGCCACUUUAAUUUAAGGAAUGUACUUCAAACAUACUUUCUUACAUUUCGGUAACAUUUAUUUCCAAAUGACGACACUCAGCGUAACAUUUCCUUUCAACACAGGAGGAAUUGUGCCAAAAUCUGAGAGGGUGUUUUAAAUACAAGCCAGAAAUUCUUGUUUUCAUAUUAAAAAAUGACGUGAAAAAUGGGAUUAAAUAUGUUUCUAUGUCCUG